AGAACAAAAAUAAAUUUAAUGGAUUCUUUGACAAACUCAUGAGACAACCAGACAACGCAAGUGUCGCCUUCCUCUUCGCUGACGCGGCCUCUCUCCUUCCACAUUUCUCGCUUUCUCAGAGAAGAUGCACAAAUUAUGCACGAGAGAGACGACAAAGGUUGAACUGCUUCGGUUUGUUGUCAGCCAGAUGUUAGACAAUGAAUUUCUUUGGCCAUGACUAUGUGAGCGGCUUUCGGCGCAUCGAUCAGUUUGGUACUAGAUAUCAGCAGCCGCAUUCCCAGUAUCAUUAUCAAUACCAACAUCAUCGCAGUCAUCAGCAUCAUCGCCAUCAUCAUCAUGUUCAUCAUCAUCAUCAUCAUCACCAGUAUCAUUGGAGGGAACAGGAGACAACACAGGGCUAUCUCAAAGAGCCGUUCGUCUGGAAACAGCGUAAGGGCUCCAGAGUUAGCACAAUAAAUGACUGGCUACAAAUACAAAUCGGCGGCUCGGAGGAUGUCAAGAAGAAAAAACCAAAGAAUCAAAAUCGCAUCAAGUCCACAAAAUACACAUGGCUCACAUUUCUGCCGCAGAAUCUUUUGGAACAGUUUCGACGCAUUGCCAACUUUUACUUUCUCGUCAUGACGAUCAUAUCGUUGUUGAUCGACAGUCCUGUAUCGCCAAUGACCUCGUUGCUGCCUUUAGUCUUUGUGAUCGCUGUUACCGCCGCCAAACAGGGAUAUGAAGAUGUGCUUCGUUAUAGAACUGAUAAUGUGGUCAACCAAUCGCCGGUGACCAUCAUAAAGAAUGGCGUCGAGGCCAUUGUGCAAUCGCAGCAUGUGGCAGCCGGCGAUUUGGUUGUCGUCGAACGAGAUUGCGAUGUCCCCUGCGAUCUGGUGUUGUUGCGAUCAACAGAUCCGCAUGGCAAAUGCUUCAUUACCACCGCUAAUUUGGAUGGCGAGUCGAAUUUGAAGAUCCUCACCAUACCACGCGAUCUGCCGACGGUGCCCAUCGAGGAGAUGCAUAAGCUGGGCACCAUUGAGUGCGAAAGUCCCGGCACCGAUUUGUACAGUUUCAAUGGCAAAAUCGAGCUGGCCGGCGGUGAGGGACGCGUCCUGCCGCUGUCCUCCGAGAAUGUGCUGUUGCGUGGUUCGCGCGUCAAGAACACGGAGUGUGUGAUCGGCUGUGCCAUCUACACGGGCAUGACGACCAAACUGCAGCUGAACAGUCGCCUCACACGCAAUAAGACCGCCUCCAGCGAGACCUACGUCAACAGAUUCCUUAUAUUUAUACUUAUAGCAUUAAUCGCCAUUGUUACCUUGCUUUAUUUCCUAAAGCGUUAUAAUGAGCUCUUUGUGAUACCAAAGCUGACGUAUCUGGGUCCGCCUGACGAUGGCUAUAGCGUGAAGCAGUUCCUGCAGGAUUACCUCUCGUUUUUGAUACUGUUUAACUAUCUGAUACCUAUUUCGCUGUAUGUGACCAUCGAGUUGCAGCGUGUGAUUGGCAGCUCGUUUAUGGAAUGGGAUCACGAGCUGUAUGAGAAGGAGACGGAUCAACAGUGUGUGGUGAACACAUCGAAUCUGAACGAGGAACUGGGCCAGAUCAACAUACUCUUCUCGGACAAAACGGGCACCUUGACCAAGAACGAAAUGAACUUCCAGCAGUGCUCGAUUGCGGGCAACAAAUAUAUGUAUAAGAAGACGCGGCUGGAGGACAUGGAGACCAAAGCGCUGUCGGACAUUAACACAUUCACGCGGGACCAGAAGAACUUCUUUCAGGCUUUAGCCAUUUGUCACACUGUGCAGGUGGCAGAUACUAGCACACCAACAGCUGACGAGGUGCCACCGGAGAGUGGCAGUAGUAAACAGGACACGAUCAAAUCUGGUCCACCGGAAAUGUAUUCGAUAUCGGAUAUCACCGAGGAGAGUCAAAACUCUAGUCAGCAUAGCGAGCUCAACAAUGUAAGCAAUACGAUUGAGAGCUCUUUGUCGGCGCAUCCGAAUGGCGUGAAUGGUGCCACCGUCACCUCAUCGGAUGUGAAUCCUUUGCUCCUGGCCGACGACAGCUGGAGCAAAGUGGAGCGUCGCAAGCGGCCGCAGGUGGUCAAGCGUAGUCCCAACUUUGCGCGCUCCAAUAAGAUUCACAAUGCUGCAGCUGCCGGUGAGACGCAGCCAGGCAGCUUAUCGCCAACGAAUGGUUUGCCUGGUGCAGAUGCAGGUGCCGGUGCCGGUGGCCUGCCUAGUCCACCCAUUUUGCGUCCCAUUUCGUUGCAAUUCCAGCGGUCCACAUCGGAACGUGAUCUGCCGCAGUUUGGCGAGACGGCCGCUGCUGCUUUGGGUCAUCGACGCGUUCAUUCGUAUGGAGCGCCCAGCGCCUAUUUGUCCAAUCCGGUGGGCAACAUGACGCCACCCAUUGGCGGUCUAAUGCGUGUCGGCAGCAACACAUCGCGCGAGUCUUACGCGGCGCCCACUUUUACACGUCAGCCUACGAUGCUCAUUCGCGCCGAAUCGCAACGGCGCAAACAGGAGAUUCAGCAGACAAUAUGCCUAUUGGACUACCAGGCAUCCAGUCCAGAUGAGAAAUCCCUGGUGGAGGCGUGCGCCAACCUCGGCCUCGUCUACACAGGCGACGACGAUGAGGUGCUGCGCGUACGAAUUGUGCCACCGCACGUGGACUACAAGCGACCUCUGCAAAACGGCAAGCACCGAGAGGAUUCAUUCCAGCGGUUGCAUGUGCUCGAGUUCACCUCGGAUCGCAAGCGCAUGAGUGUGAUUGUGCGCGAUGAGGGCGGCAAGAAGUGGAUCUACACCAAGGGCGCCGAGAGUUAUGUUUUUCCGUUGUGCGCGAAUAGUUCGGCCGAUAUGGUGACCAAGACGGAUGCGCAUAUCAGUGACUUUGCACGCUUGGGUCUGCGCACUCUGGCCGUUGCCAGGCGAGAGAUUACUGAGGCGGAGCAUCAGGAGUUCAUCACCUCGCUGGCGCAGGCGAAUAGCUCGCUGGAGAACCGCAAGCAGCUGAGCGAGGAAUGCUAUUCAAAGAUUGAAAGUGAUCUCGACUUGCUGGGCGCCACAGCUGUGGAGGAUGCACUGCAGGACGAUGUGGCCGAUACGCUCGUCUCCCUGCAGGCGGCUGGAAUUAGGAUCUGGGUGCUAACAGGCGAUAAAGUGGAAACCGCACUUAACAUUGCUCUCUCCUGUGGCCACAUUCCGCCCGAUGCCAAGAAGUACAUCAUUCUGGAGUGCAAGAGCCGCGACGAUCUGCUCGUCCAUCUGAAUGUCCUCGAACGUGAGAUUGUCUUUGGCAUUGGACAGGAGUGUGCUCUCCUCAUCGAUGGCAAGAGUCUGAGCGUUGCGCUGACCGAGGCGCCCAAAGAGUUCCGUGACGUGGCUGUCAAGUGCACAGCGGUGCUUUGUUGUCGCCUCAGUCCUCUGCAGAAGAGCGAGGUUGUGGCCCUCAUCAAGUCGUCCAAUGAGAACUUCAACACCGCUGCCAUUGGCGAUGGCGCCAACGAUGUGUCCAUGAUCCAGGAGGCGCACAUUGGCAUCGGCAUUAUGGGACGAGAAGGCCGGCAGGCGGCUCGCUGUGCGGACUUUGCCUUUGCCAAGUUCUGUAUGCUGAAGCGGUUGCUGCUCGUCCACGGUCAUUAUCACAGCGUGCGUCUGUCGCUGCUGGUGCUCUACUUCUUCUACAAGAACAUUGUGUUCAUGGGCAUCAUGUUUCUGUUUCAAUUCCACACACUCUUCUCCUCAUCGUCCGUCUACGAUUCUUUGUUCCUGACCCUCUACAAUGUGAUCUACACAUCGCUGCCCAUUCUCUUCAUAUCGCUGACCGAGAAGCCCUACACCGAGGAAGUCCUUAUGCAAAAUCCGAAGCUGUACAAAAAGAACACCAAUAACAAGCAACUGCAUUGGCCCUAUUUCCUGAUGUGGACCUUAUUUGCGAUUUACCAUUCGGUUAUCAUCUUCUAUUUUGCCUUCUGCAUCUUCUCGUUCAACAAUGUCAUACUUAAUGGCGGCCAGACGGUCGCAUUCUCCUGCUUUGGCACCCUACUCAUGUGGGCAUUGGUGAUCAUUGUGAACCUGAAAUUGUGGCUGGAAUCGUUGUAUCUAUCGUUUUGGUAUAUUGCGACCUUGGUGCUCUCGAUACUUGCCUUUAUGGUUACGACUGUCAUCUACAACGUUAUCAAUCUGGACUUCGAUACGGAUAUAUAUUGGGCGUACAACAACCUACUGGCCUCCCUGCCCGUAUGGCUGUACAUUUUUGUGACGGUCAUCGCCAGUUUGCUGCCCGAUUUCACGCUGCGAAUGCUGAAGAAGGCUCUAAAGAUCAAAGGCUUCAGCAUUUUCCCCGGAAAACAACGCAAGCUACAGAUGCGCAAGAAGUUCGAGUCGACCUAUUUAUAAUACUUAGUUGUAGUUCAUCAUUUUUAUACGAUCUAUUUAUUUAUUUUUGCCCUACACUUAUGUACAUACACAACAUCUACUUUUUUUUUUGCUUUU
This is a messenger RNA of Drosophila sulfurigaster albostrigata, 4475 nucleotides long. Its product is annotated as phospholipid-transporting ATPase IF. Gene Ontology annotation, cellular component: trans-Golgi network; endoplasmic reticulum; plasma membrane. NCBI's taxonomy places the organism in Eukaryota, Metazoa, Arthropoda, Insecta, Diptera, Drosophilidae. The record is from RefSeq and is a predicted model, not a curated record. Gene Ontology annotation, molecular function: ATPase-coupled intramembrane lipid carrier activity; ATP binding; magnesium ion binding. Gene Ontology annotation, biological process: phospholipid translocation.